AUGCCGACGGCUGCAACGGAGAGAGCACUUCGUGGUCUCUGCAUCACCCCAUUUGUUGCGGUUCGCCUUUUCAAAACAUGUGCUCAGUUGCAAGAACUGCAGUACGGAGCGCUCUGUGCCAAGUUGAGAUCAGGGCGUCGCCUGCGCUCCUCCGGGCAGGACCGGAUCAGCGCCCUCCCAGACGACCUGCUUCGCCUCGUCCUCGCCCGCAUCGGCUACGCCCGCGCCGCCGCGCGCACAAGCGUCCUCUCCCGCCGGUGGCGCGGCCUCCUCCUACCAGGGCUCGUCCUCCGCGGCGUCGCGUUCCACAAGCUCGAAGCGGCGCUCGGCCGCGUGUCUCCCGAGCUCCGGGCCUCCCGCGUCAGCUCCUUGCUGCGCGCCGCCGUGCGGCUCGCGCCCGAGGAGUUCGUCCUCGCUCUACCGGUUGAAUCAACACGAAACACGUACGACGUCGAGCUGCCAAGCUUCCACCGUGCCACCUCGAUCGUGCUGGACGUGCUCUUCUUCUUUAAGGUGCCGGCCGGCGUCGAGUUCCCCGUGCUCGAGACGCUGUCCCUCACGGGCUGCAUGGUCGACCUCAAUGCAUUGCUCCCGUGCUGCCCGUGCCUGCGCGUACUCAGGAUCAAGCUGACCAAAUUUUGGACUAAAGGCAUGGACCUGACGGUCCACUCCGCGUCGCUGCAGGAGCUUGUCGUGAAGAACAAAUGGAUGCGCAAUGUCGACAUUGUCGCCCCGUCGCUUAAGCAACUGACGAUGUCCAUGAUCUCUUACAUUGAUAAGAACAUCUCCGUCAUGGCACCAAUGAUGGAGAAGGUCUCGUGGCAGUGCUUGUAUGGCAGGGUGUCUGGUGUACGUGAAGCUUGUUUUGGUCUUUGGUGCCUCGAUAAGUUGCGGCUACAAACGGCUGAGAGACAAGGACAGCCCACUUCAUUACACAUUCAUGCCUAUACCGACAAAAGAUCGUAUAGGCUUCUCAACAAAGUGGACAGCUGCGCUAUUCAGAAGCAUAUCGUUGAUGCAUUCUCUGUUUUGGAGCUACAUCUUGAAACAGCUGGGCAUGUUUUCGGAGCUUUCGUGUUUCAUCUCAUUGAGAUGAACUGCAUUCAUAGUGCUAUGCAGAGGCUUAAGGUCGUCUUACAGAGAUCAAUGAAAGAUGCCUGA
This is a messenger RNA of Triticum dicoccoides, 1161 nucleotides long. Its product is annotated as F-box/LRR-repeat protein At3g03360-like. The transcript is spliced from 5 exons. Gene Ontology annotation, molecular function: protein binding. The coding region runs from base 1 to 1161 and encodes 386 amino acids. The record is from RefSeq and is a predicted model, not a curated record. NCBI's taxonomy places the organism in Eukaryota, Viridiplantae, Streptophyta, Magnoliopsida, Poales, Poaceae.